Molecule: messenger RNA, 481 nt
Organism: Ectocarpus sp. CCAP 1310/34
Lineage: Eukaryota; Phaeophyceae; Ectocarpales; Ectocarpaceae
Source: the annotation of a GenBank genome assembly
AUGUUAGACGGAGAACUGUCAAAAUUCUUCGACAUUGAGCAGGGGGUCCCACAAGGUUGCACGCUGUCCCCAACAUUGUUCCAGGUGUUCAUCAACGAUCUGUUGGAAGUCGUAGAGGCAGUCCGGAAGGGAGUAAAAGUANAUGAUUUUGUCGGUAUGUCGGACACCCCUGAGGGACUGCAACUGCAAAUUGACGCGGCGAAGAAGUGUACUGAUAAGUGGAGAUUGUCUGCCAACGUUGAGAAGAGUACCGGAAUCGAGGAGAUUGCAGCAGUGGACCAGUACACAUACCUCGGAGUAGAGAUCGCAAAAGACUGCUCGUGGAAUGCACACAUGUCCAAGGUAGCGGAAAAGGGCAAAGCACGAGCAGGGAAGCUGCACCCAAUACUCGCAAACCGGCACCUCGAUACACGCAUCAAAUUGACGGUUUUGAAGAGCGUGACCGUACCGCCGCUAGAGUACGCCGGAGAUGUAUGGGAAG